Molecule: messenger RNA, 2977 nt
Organism: Anneissia japonica
Lineage: Eukaryota; Metazoa; Echinodermata; Crinoidea; Comatulida; Comatulidae
Product: E3 ubiquitin-protein ligase TRIM71-like
Exons: 6
Coding region: 317-2335 (672 amino acids)
Molecular function (GO): metal ion binding; RNA binding
Source: RefSeq, a predicted model, not a curated record
AAAAAGAACCAAUUCAGUGUCAGUAGCAGCUAGAUUUUCAUUAUUUGUAUUUUAAUUUUGCCUCAGAAUUCAAUUUAUGCACACAUUACAGAUGUUAUCUGUGAUAAGAAAAAAAAACAAACAAAAAAACCAUUACAUAUUGUGUGUCUUGCUUUAGACUUUGUAAGCCUACCAUACAUCUUGACACAAUUUAAUCAACAUUUCAAUAAUAACUUAAUUCACAGCUACCUUCUGUAAUUCCAGAAAACACCCAACCAGUCAUCCUGCUAGUAUCAACAGCUAUUAAAUAGUCAGAAGUGUGAAAAUUUAAAUCAAGAUGUCUCGGUCUCUAUCCAAACCACUGCAGUUUAUAGAUAAAAUGGAUGUUGAGUGUGCCAUCUGCCUCAACAGGUUUCACCAACCAAAGACACUGAAAUGCAUGCACACCUAUUGUCUACAGUGUAUCCAGAAAUGGGGAGAAACUCAUGGAAAGAUGAAAUGCCCCACAUGUGCACAAGAACAUGACCUAACAAAAGAUGAUUUAAAAGACCUUGCUUCAAAUACAACGAUAAGUCAACUACUAGAGUAUGUUACAAAAACUGAGGAUCAAAAACCAACUAAAUGUUCUUGCUGUGAUAUUAAUCAACCUGUAUACCACUGCCAGACAUGUCAACUAUAUCUAUGUGAAGGUCUAUGUAUCAAACAACACCAGAUAAUACCUGCAUUGAGGAACCAUUCACUUUACAUCCUAGACAAAAAGGAACAAGACGGCAGUUCAGAUGAACAUACCAGAUCCGAAGUUUGCUACACCGCACUCAAGUUUUUCUGCUCCACUUGCAACAAAGCAUGUCAACAUUUUCUUCAUUGUUAUCAAAAACAACACAAAGUGAUUCCAAUGUCAACUGCUAUAAGUGAGUUUAACAACAAUGCCACUGAAAUUGUCAAGUUAGCACAUGAAAUUGAAAAUAAAUUAUCAGAAAAACUAGAAUUUGUAAUUAAAGAUAGCUCAGAGUUUGAUUUACAACUGAAAUUAUGCAGAACAGCCAUCGAAAUUCAGGAAAAGAAACUUAUUAAAACAGUUACAGAGAAAAGAAAAGAAUUAAUGUCACACCUUGUAGAGAUGUACAAAGAGAAAAAAGAAGACACUGAUAGUAAAGUUCAAGAUAUUGAUUCCAAAAUGACUCAAAUAAUUGAUGUAAUAACCUCAGUCAAUACAAUUAUGAACAAACCUGAAGAAACAGAAACUCUUCAAUUACAUAGCACAACUAUUAAUGCUGUCAGAGACAAGGUCCUAGGAAAAGAUUUUGAUCAACCAUUUAAAAACCAAAAAAAUACACCAAAUUUCAUUCCAACUACACAACUGGAUGACUUGAUGGUUGCAGAGGGCAUUGGUAUCAUCACAACUGUUGAUAGCACAUGCCAGGCAGCUAAAGAUGAUGAAGAAAUUACUGGUACAAAAGAACAACCAUUUGUAGUGAAAGUUUUAAGUCCAACAGGGAGUGAUGAUUGUCAAUUACCAGUAAUUCUAAUUAACUCAUCAGGUAAAAAAUCAGCGACUAAUGUAGAAUAUCAGGGAAAUGGAGAGUACAAAAUAACAGGUAGAUGUAAUACGUCUACAGAAGGUGAUUGGGAAACAAAGAUUACUGUUGGAAAGGCACAUGGCAGAGGAUCACCAGUGAAGUUUAAGGGCAAUACGGAACAGAUAAACCAGGUGUUCAACCCAGGGUUUGGGAACUUUACUCAAGCCAUGCCACCACAACAAAGACCCAUCUACCCAACCCAAAUCACAAACCCAAGGUGGACCAGUGCUUACCAGCAAAGACCACUGAUCGGGCAUCAGCAUGCUAGCUUUAUACCUCCCGCACAAGGAACAAUUCCUUCACCUGUACAACCCUUCCAACCUAUACCACCUGUAUCUCUACAACACCACGUGAAUUAUGCUAAUGCUGGCAAUCAGAGUGUUGUUAGUCAGUCUGCUGGAAUGACUGUGAAUCAGAUGUCGCCCCGUUAUACUCCUGGGUGGAGACCUCAAGGCUGGGAGUCCAAGCCACAACCAAUGCACCAACAAGUUCCUGGUCAUGAGCCACUGACCAUAUCCAACCUGGCACAGGCCACCCCCAAGGAGCGGAAGCGGAUGAUUGGUGAGCGUUUAUACAGAAUCAUUGAGCUUAGCCACGAAGAGCUAGCCGGUAAAAUCACUGGAAUGUUGUUGGAAUUAGACAACAUUGAUUUGCUUCACAUGUUGGAAUCCCGAGACUCAUUGAGCGCAAUGAUUGACGAGGCUGCGAUUGUGUUGAAGGAUUACAAAGCUAAGAAGUCUGGUAAUAAAUCUACUGUGGCCGCUAGUGUGCAGUAACUCAGCCAGUGGGUUAGCAAGAAUAACAAAUAUACGUUUCGCUCACUAUUCGACCCUCCUUUUUAAUAUACGGGGAAAAAAAUCAGAUAUGUGAAAAAAAAAUCAGAUAUGUAAAAAAAAAUUAAAAUAAAAUGGUAACAACACAAAAAACAUAAAUAUGUUGUAGAUAAGAAAGAAAAUGGGACACACAAAAAAUAAAUAUAUAAAAUAGAAAACUGACACUGAUUCUAUAUUUUGUAUGAAUAAUGAUGUCUGUCUAAGAGAUAAAUAAUGUUGGAACUACAGUACUAUGUGAUGCCAAAAUACUGGUAAAGUAAAGUCGUCGAUAGAAGAACAAAUGAAUACAUAAAACAAAAACUAAAAUAUCUAUUAAAAAAAACUAUAAAAAAAGGGGAAAAAAGGAAGAUAUUGCCUUCUGUAAACUGUGCAGGGAAGCAGGUAGGCCUGUGUGCAACCUUGUUCGAUUUUUUUCUUCAUUAGGCGAGACUUUUUUUAUUCCUUGUUUACCGCACUUACUUUUUUAAAGAUCAUUGGAGGAGGAAGUAAUAAAAAUAAAAAUAAAUUUUGUUUUCUUAUUUAGCAAAUUGUUUUGCCAAUAACAUUUAGACGGAGGAGAAAAUGAACAUAAAAAACAUUGGUGGA